AUAGUUACGUAAUUAAUCCCAAAACCUGGUGGCAGAAAUCAGAGUCACUAAGCAUAGAUUGCUAAAACCAGAAAAAAGCACUGCCAACCAAGACGCGAUUAUAUGGCGAGAUUUCAUGCAUGAACUCCACCGUUAACGGCCACCUCCUCGACCAAGUAAUAUAAAAUAAAUACACUCUCUUCUCUCUUCUUACUCUUUCAAACUUCUCUUCUCCCUUCAAAUUCUCCACCCAAAACAAAUCUAGACACAGAAAAUUCACAUGGGUACUGAUCAGCUCACACAGAGAACCCAUUCAAAGCGGCCACAAGAACCCGUCCCAGACUCGCCAACCAAUGAAGCAAAAUCGAGAAACCCAGUUCGAUACAUGCUCAGAAAGCAGCGAUUGAUGUGUCUCGCAAUCGGAAUCUUCACCGCUGCUCUGUUUUUCAACGUUUUCACAAAACGCUCACCGGGUCAUGACCCGGUUUUCGUUUCUGAGUCGGGUGUACCGACCCGUCGGGUACUCUACGAGGGCGGUGGUAAUAAUCGUCGCUUCGAAAGACUCGGUGUUAAGCCGACGAGGGUGCCGUUGGGGGUGAAGAGGAAGAGUUUGAGGAUUGUGGUCACUGGUGGGGCCGGGUUUGUAGGUAGCCACCUUGUGGACCGUCUGAUCGAGAGAGGAGAUAGCGUGAUCGUCGUUGAUAAUUUCUUCACGGGACGGAAGGAGAACUUGGCCCACCACUUGGGGAACCCACGGUUCGAGAUGAUUAGGCACGAUGUGGUCGAGCCCAUUCUGUUGGAGGUUGACCAGAUCUACCACUUGGCUUGCCCUGCCUCGCCUGUUCAUUACAAGUUCAAUCCUGUCAAGACCAUUAAGACAAAUGUGGUGGGGACACUGAAUAUGUUGGGGCUGGCGAAGAGGGUUGGGGCUCGGUUCUUGCUGACCAGCACCAGUGAGGUCUAUGGGGACCCUCUACAGCAUCCACAAGCUGAGACUUAUUGGGGCAAUGUCAAUCCCAUCGGUGUUCGGAGCUGCUACGAUGAAGGGAAGCGCACGGCGGAGACAUUGACCAUGGACUAUCACAGGGGACUUGGCAUUGAGGUGAGAAUUGCUCGGAUCUUCAACACAUAUGGACCGCGUAUGUGCAUUGAUGAUGGUCGUGUUGUUAGCAACUUUGUUGCCCAAGCGUUAAGGAAGGAGCCACUGACUGUUUAUGGGGAUGGAAAGCAAACGAGGAGUUUCCAAUACGUUUCAGACCUGGUGGAGGGUCUGAUGCGUCUCAUGGAAGGAGAACAUGUGGGUCCUUUCAAUCUCGGCAACCCUGGCGAAUUCACAAUGCUUGAACUCGCAGAGGUGGUGCAGGAGACGAUAGAUAGGAAUGCAAAGAUAGAGUUCAGGCCCAACACAGAAGAUGAUCCACACAAAAGAAAGCCAGACAUUUCAAAGGCUAAAGAGCUUCUUGGGUGGGAACCAACUGUGUCUCUCCGGAAAGGUCUUCCUCUCAUGGUUGCCGACUUCCGGCAACGCAUUUUCGGUGAACAGAAGGACGGCUCUGGAACUUCCUCCUAUGCUUAGGCGAUUGAGUAUGGAUUUUGGCAGAAACAUAUAUAUAGAUAUUCAUUAGUGGAGAAUAAUAAGACACAAUAUAAUUUAAUAAUAAUUGACAAAUUACAUCCCUUUCCGAGUAGCCUUUUUCUCUUUUAAAUAUAUGUGUAACUCAUUUAGAGGAAUAAUAUUUGGGUUUUGGAUUUA
Messenger RNA from Tripterygium wilfordii, 1732 nucleotides. RefSeq names its product UDP-glucuronic acid decarboxylase 2-like. The record is from RefSeq and is a predicted model, not a curated record. The transcript has 7 exons. Lineage: Eukaryota; Viridiplantae; Streptophyta; Magnoliopsida; Celastrales; Celastraceae. Gene Ontology annotation, molecular function: NAD+ binding; UDP-glucuronate decarboxylase activity. Gene Ontology annotation, biological process: D-xylose metabolic process. The coding region runs from base 260 to 1555 and encodes 431 amino acids. Gene Ontology annotation, cellular component: cytoplasm.